Mangifera indica (mango) is the source of this 901-nucleotide messenger RNA. Its product is annotated as coiled-coil domain-containing protein 12-like. Gene Ontology annotation, cellular component: U2-type spliceosomal complex; post-mRNA release spliceosomal complex. The coding region runs from base 76 to 531 and encodes 151 amino acids. Lineage: Eukaryota; Viridiplantae; Streptophyta; Magnoliopsida; Sapindales; Anacardiaceae. The transcript is spliced from 4 exons. The record is from RefSeq and is a predicted model, not a curated record.
AAACGACCCCUUAUGAGAGAGUUUAACCUUGCUUAUUUUGUAAUCUUUGUUUGAUAGACCUCGUUGGUUCAAGGGAUGGCUACUGAAGAAGAGUCAAUCGAGCAAGCUGCUGCAGCGCGUCGAGAGAGGCUCAAGGCUCUAAGAGCUGCUCAGGAGCUUCUAAAUUCCACUGACGGUGAUUCAGCUCCUCAAGCUGACGACAAUGGAACCGAUGAUGAACUUAAUACCAACAUGAAAUUUCGAAAUUAUGUCCCCCAUGAUAAGCAACUUCAGGAAGGUAAGCUUGCUCCACCAGUGCUACCAAAGUUUGAAGACCCUGUUGCUGCAGAACCUCCAGCUCCGGAAAAUAAAGAAGAUCCAUUCGUCAACAUUGCUCCAAAGAAGCCAAAUUGGGACCUGCGGAGGGAUGUGCAAAAGAAGCUUGAUAAGCUUGAAAAGCGCACACAAAAGGCAAUAUAUAAAAUUAUGGAAGAACAAGAAAAGGAAAAGCAGAUGGCUGAAGAUGAAGGCGGAAAUGCUGUGGAAGAUUAGAAUUAGAAUUCAACGGAGCAAAAGAGCCAUUGAAGCUCGGCAAUGGUCAUUAACAAAUGACUGAGAACUACAGUUUGUUGACCUUCCAGGAGGAGCAACUUGCAAUUACAGUUGUGAAUUAGUCAACAUAAAACUUCUGAAAACCUUAACCACUUCUGUUUAUUAGAGUUGCUAUGUUUUCGGACAUAAGUAGAAUUUUUUGUGAGUAGAGUUGAUUGUUGUAUGCAGGCCAUAUGCAAAUACAAGUUUCUGUCUGGGUCCGUCAUAGGUUGAAUGCAAUAUUAGAAUUCUAGCUGUUUAGUUCAAUUGGAAGAUUUACAUUAUCUCUUGUAAUAUGCAAAUUCCAUGAAAUUCACUUUGGUUUUCAUUA